AUGGAAAAACGUAAAAAAAAAAAAACUAGAGAGGCGUUGUCGGUAGAAUUCGAACAAAUCUCUAAUUCUGUUCGUAUCUAUCUAUCUAUCUAUCUAUCUAUCUAUCUAUCUAUCUAUCUAUCUAUCUAUCUAUCUAUCUAUCUAUCUAAUCUAUCUAAGUCCAUCUAUCUAUCUAUCUAUCUAAGUCUAUUCGCAUCUAUCUAUCUAUCUAAGUCUAUUCUCUAUUCGUAUCUAUCUAUCUAUCUAAGUCUAUUCGUAUCUAUCUAUCUAUCUAAGUCUAUUCUCUAUUGUUCUAUCUAUCUAUCUAUUCUAUCUAUCCUCCAUCUAAGUCUAUUCGCAUCUAUCUAUCUAUCUAAGUCUGUUCGUAUCUAUCUAUCUAUCCAAGUCUAUUCGUAUCCAUCUAUCUAUCUAAUCUGUUCGUAUCUAUCUAAUCUAUCUAUCUAUCUAAGUCUAUUCGUAUCUAUCUAUCUAUCUAUCUAUCUAAUCUAUUCGUAUCUAUCUAUCUAUCUAAGUCUAUUCGUAUCUAUCUAUCUAUCUAAGUCUAUUCUCUGUUCGUAUCUAUCUAUCUAUCUAAGUCUGUUCGUAUCUAUCUAUCUAUCUAAGUCUGUUCGUAUCUAUCUCCUCUGUCUGUUCGUAUCUAUCUCCUCUGUCUGUUCGUAUCUAUCUCCUCUGUCUGUUCGUAUCUAUCUCCUCUGUCUGUUCGUAUCUAUCUCCUCUGUCUGUUCGUAUCUAUCAUCUCUGUCUGAUCGUAUCUAUCUAUCUAAUUUGGAUAUCGCAAUUUUCUAUUCUUUUUCUGAAAAAGAUUCCGAAGGAACGGAUGGUGGCAAAAAUCCUUUUUUUUUUUCCCCCCCGUUUUUUACCUAA
This is a messenger RNA of Acanthosepion pharaonis, 864 nucleotides long. NCBI's taxonomy places the organism in Eukaryota, Metazoa, Mollusca, Cephalopoda, Sepiida, Sepiidae. The record is from the annotation of a GenBank genome assembly.